AUGAGCUCGAAUAGCUCAAAGCGCAAAGUUGUUGCGCUGGGUUUGUUUGAGGAUGAAGAGGACUUGAUUGCUGCAAAAAUUGAGCCCAAGCCUGUUGUUUUCAAGAAGAUAAAGAAGGAAACGGCAGCUCAGCUAAAACAAGAGUAUGAUGACGAACACGAUGUCAAAGUCAAGAAAGAGAGCAUGACUUCUGUUAAGCGAGAGCAAUCUGAGCCUGAGGGUAUUCAGUUUAUUCCGCAGGUUAAGAAGGAGUCGAAGUUGUCACAACUGGCUAAACGGGAGAAGCUGGAGAUGGAGAGUGAAAAGCUCAUUGACCAGACACCAAUAUCAGAUAUAGAAGAUGAUAUCCAGGUGGAUAGGGACUGGUAUAAUGCCGAUGAGCUCGGACAUGGUUUUGACGAUCCCUAUCCCUUUGGGGGAGACUUUGAACAAGACGAACAACGAGAGGCUCAACUGAAGACGCAGGAAAGAAAGAGACAAUCCACCAGGUCGAUACGAAACAAAGAGGCCGAGACGAAGUGGUUCCAGAAUAGGAUUCAGGCCAGUGGAAUUAAAGGUCAGCAUAGAAGCGAGGUUGACCUGUUUGUCGAUGAUGAAGAUGAAGAGGCUUUGGGAGCCAAGAUCAUGACGCAUCGUCUGGUUCCUCCGUUUUUGAAGGACUCAGUGAUAUUGACGAAGCAGAAAGAGAACGUCGACCCCAUUAGAGACCCUACUGGUGAUCUUGCAACUUCAGCUAGGAAAGGAUCGGAAUUGGUCAACGAGAGAAGACACCAACGUGAAAGGGAAAAGCAGGCCAAAGAGGCUGUGAACGCUUCCGGGACGACUCUGGAUAGCAUAACCACCAAGACACUGGAUCAGGAGGCGUCUCGCAAACCGCAUGAGUCAUCACACGGUGAGACCGAACUGGAAUCAGAACCAACUUUGGAGGACAUAAAAGCGCAAAGAAAAACUCUGCCUGCAUACCAAGUACGCGAUGAAGUGUUGAAGGUUAUUGGCGAAAACCAAGUCACCAUCGUCAUCGGUGAAACUGGUUCAGGAAAAACAACACAACUGACCCAGUUUCUUUAUGAAUCAGGAUACCAAACAACAGGAAUGAUUGGAUGUACGCAACCAAGAAGGGUUGCUGCCAUGAGUGUUGCCAAGAGGGUGAGCGAGGAAAUGGGUGUUCGGUUAGGAGACGCUGUGGGAUUUACGAUUAGAUUUGAGGAUAAAACAUCCUCUAAGACCAAGAUCAAGUACAUGACCGAUGGCAUUCUGCUUCGUGAGUUUUUGAUAGAUCCUGAUCUGGAUAAGUACUCCUGUAUCAUCAUGGAUGAGGCACACGAAAGGUCUCUAAACACGGACAUUCUGUUGGGGUUGUUUAAGUCCAUAUUGACUAGAAGGAGGGAUCUGAAGUUGAUAGUCACCUCUGCUACUAUGAAUGCAGAUAGGUUCUCUAGGUUUUUUGGAGGGGCUCCCCAGUUCACAAUUCCAGGCCGUACUUUCCCAGUCGAAACGUACUAUUCAAUGGCACCUUCAUCAGAUUACGUGGAUGCUGCCGUGAGACAGGUUCUAAGGAUUCACACACGCAAUGACCCUGGUGAUAUACUCGUCUUCAUGACUGGUCAGGAGGACAUUGAGGCGACAUGCGACGAGAUCGAGUUCAGACUGAAAAAACUUGGUGAAGAAAAUGUGACACCUCUUCAAAUUUUACCAAUUUACUCUUCAUUGCCAGCAGAUUUGCAAGCCAAAAUCUUCCAAAAGUCACCCGUCAGAAAGUGCAUCGUUGCUACCAAUAUUGCAGAGACAUCACUCACUGUUGAUGGUGUUAUGUUUGUGAUCGAUACGGGAUUGUCGAAACUGAAGGUGUUCAAUUCAAAACUUGGAAUGGACACUUUGCAAAUCACUCCUAUUUCAAUGGCUCAGGCAAAUCAGAGAUCGGGAAGAGCUGGAAGAACCGGUCCGGGUAUCGCUUAUAGACUUUUUACGGAAUCUUCUGCCCGAAAUGAGAUGUACGUUCAGCCAAUCCCGGAGAUUCAAAGGUCCAACCUAGCCAAUACGUUGUUGCUGUUGAAGUCUUUAAACGUGAAAGAUUUGCUGAAGUUCCCUUUCCUCGACUCGCCUCCCGAAGACAUUGUGAACUCUUCGCUGUACGAUUUAUGGGCAAUUGGGGCUCUGGACAACUUUGGAAAUCUGACCAAGCUUGGUGCCAAAAUGUGCAACUUUCCAAUGGAGCCGAGUCUUUCGAAGCUUCUGAUAAUGUCGUCACAAUACGGAUGCUCCAAAGAGAUAGUCAUCAUCGUGUCCAUGCUAUCUGUUCCCAAUGUCUUCUACAGACCCAGAGAGAGACAACAGCAGUCUGACCAGGCGAGGGAGCGAUUUUUUGUACCCGAAAGUGACCAUCUCACUAUGCUCAAUGUUUAUGAGCAGUGGAUUGCAAAUAAGAGCUCUGAAAAAUGGUGCCAGAAACACUAUUUGCAUCACAAAUCUCUGCGAAGGGCCCGUGAUAUUAAGUCGCAACUGGAAGCUAUUAUGGAGAGGCAGGACUUGGUAAUGACUUCAAGUGGAACGGACUGGGACAUUAUUAGGAAAUGCAUAUGUUCGUGUUUCUAUCCUAAUGCCUCCAAAGUGAAAUCUUACGGUGAGUAUGUUGGCCUAAGAAGUGGGUUUCCGAUGAGCUUACAUCCAACUUCUGCUCUCUACGGGCUUGGUGACCAGCCCACGUAUGUGGUAUACCACGAACUCAUAAUGACAGGCAAGGAAUACAUGAAUAUCGUUUCUAGUGUGGAUCCUGAUUGGUUGUGUGAGUUUGGGCCUAUGUUCUACAGCUUCAGAGAUGAAAGAGUCACCAGUCGCGAAAAUCAAAGAAACAAAGAGCUGGCCUUCGAAAGACACAUUGAAGAACAGAAACGGCAUCUACUACCGGACGAGAAGAUGACGAGAAAGGACGAUAAGAAAAAGGCUGAGACAGAUCUACAGAAACUGAAGAAUAGGAGGAAGCGUAUAGGAUUUUAG
Messenger RNA from Kuraishia capsulata CBS 1993, 2994 nucleotides. RefSeq lists its product as uncharacterized. The transcript has a single exon. NCBI's taxonomy places the organism in Eukaryota, Fungi, Ascomycota, Pichiomycetes, Pichiales, Pichiaceae. The record is from RefSeq and is a predicted model, not a curated record. Gene Ontology annotation, biological process: mRNA splicing, via spliceosome. The coding region runs from base 1 to 2994 and encodes 997 amino acids. Gene Ontology annotation, cellular component: spliceosomal complex; intracellular anatomical structure. Gene Ontology annotation, molecular function: RNA binding; ATP binding.